AUGGAGGCCAACGGCAGCAGCAGCGGCGGCAGCAGCGACUCGGCGCCCGACUGCUGGGACCAGGCCGACCUCGAGCCCGGCCCGGCGGCGGCGGCCUCGGCCUCGCCCGCCGACGGGGAGGCGCCGGGCCCGGCGGCCGCCGACGGGGAGGAGGCGGGGGCGGCGGAGGAGCUGGGCGCGGCCUUCAGCCGGCACCUCAGCCUCCACGCCAGGCCCUUCGUGCCCAACGUCCACGCCGCCGAGUUCGUGCCGGCCUUCAUGAGGGGCCCCGCCGACCCCACCGGCCGGCCCGCCACGCCGCCCCAGCCCCCGGCCCCCGGUGAGGCGGGGGGGGAACGUCGGGACGCGCGCACCCGUGUCUGGGGGACACGUGUCUGGGGUUGGAAGAAUCGUGGGGGAGAAGCAUAUGGAGGAGGGUGGGGGGGGCUGCUGGUAACGUCGGGACGCGCGCACCCGUGUCUGGGGGACACGUGUCUGGGGUUUGAGGAAUCGUGGGGGAGAAGCAUAUAA
Messenger RNA from Euleptes europaea (tarantolino), 510 nucleotides. RefSeq names its product eukaryotic peptide chain release factor GTP-binding subunit ERF3A-like. The transcript has a single exon. NCBI's taxonomy places the organism in Eukaryota, Metazoa, Chordata, Lepidosauria, Squamata, Sphaerodactylidae. The coding region runs from base 1 to 510 and encodes 169 amino acids. The record is from RefSeq and is a predicted model, not a curated record.